Scomber japonicus (chub mackerel) is the source of this 5975-nucleotide messenger RNA. It is a transcript of the gene ube2r2, whose product is annotated as ubiquitin-conjugating enzyme E2R 2. The coding region runs from base 600 to 1382 and encodes 260 amino acids. Gene Ontology annotation, biological process: protein polyubiquitination; ubiquitin-dependent protein catabolic process. Lineage: Eukaryota; Metazoa; Chordata; Actinopteri; Scombriformes; Scombridae. Gene Ontology annotation, molecular function: ubiquitin conjugating enzyme activity. The transcript has 6 exons. The record is from RefSeq and is a predicted model, not a curated record.
AGCAUCGAUGGGAGGAAAAUAAAAAUCGAUUAAAACCACUGUAAUUCGCGGGUGUAAAACCUCUCACUUUGUCCUUUUUCCGCGACCGUAGGCUCGCAUUGAUUGGCCUAUAACGCUGCCACCGUGCCGGAGGGGACGGCAGAGAGCAGAAGAGCUGCUCCGUUUGAAACCAAGUUGCCUCGGUAAGAGGGUUUAGCUGACGUGUGGAGAAGUUGAGACUGCCAGAGAGCAGAUAAACAAACAUAAACAACGCAGGGAUCAGCUGAGCGCCUGUUUUCCCGAACCGAGCCAGCAGCGCGGAGAGAUGUCAGGGGGAGCGAGUUUCCUCUUCUGUGGCCGACAAUGAUCCUCAGGAGACGGUGACUCCACACUGACACCAGCUCCAUGUCAACUGUCAACACUGGCACACAAAGACUCUCGGAAACACAACACGAGGAGCAGCCAUAGGCAUUAGCAGCAAACCCCCUGCUCCUGCCACUGUCUCUUUGUCAACACAUAGCCAGGCUAGCAUGGACAGUCAAUGAGUUUACCCUCCACUUUUCAGCUGUAACGACACGAAUAUAUAUUACAGUGCAAGGAGACGGAGAAGUGGGAUUAACAUGGCCCACCAGGCAACCCCUAGUUCCCAGAAGGCCCUGAUGAUGGAGCUGAAGUCUCUGCAGGAGCAGCCGGUGGAGGGUUUCCGCAUCACUCUGGUGGAAGAGUCGGACCUCUACAACUGGGAAGUGGCCAUCUUUGGGCCCCCGAACACCCUGUAUGAGGGAGGCUACUUUAAGGCUCACCUCAAAUUCCCAGUCGACUACCCGUACUCCCCACCGACCUUCCGCUUCCUCACCAAGAUGUGGCACCCCAAUAUCUAUGAGAACGGAGACGUGUGCAUCUCUAUCCUGCACCCUCCUGUCGAUGACCCUCAGAGCGGGGAGCUGCCCUCUGAAAGGUGGAACCCCACACAGAACGUCAGGACCAUCCUGCUCAGCGUCAUCUCUCUGCUCAAUGAGCCCAACACCUUCUCUCCAGCCAAUGUGGACGCCUCCGUCAUGUUUCGCAAAUGGAGGGACAGCAAAGGCAAAGACAAGGAGUAUGCAGAAAUUAUCAGGAAACAGGUGAUGUCAACAGCGGCGGAGGCUGAGCGCGAUGGGGUCAAGGUGCCGACCACAUUGGCGGAGUACUGCGUCCAGACUAGGGUCCCCUCCCAGGACAGCAGUUCAGACCUUCUCUAUGAUGACCUAUAUGACGACGAUAUGGAAGAGGAGGACGAGGAGGACGAUGAGAGUGAGAUGGAGUCCAUAGGUGAAGCCGGGGGGUACAGCGCCGUGGAGGACGGUGGGACGUCCACCAGACGUUACGACAACCAGGACGACUCUGGCAACGAAGACUCAUGAUGAUCUGGAUGAUAAAUGAUCCUUGCCAACUCCCCCCACCACCCUCCUCCUUUUAUGUGUUACUUUCUGUGUGUGUGUGUGUGGUGUGUGCGCGUGUGUGUGUUUGUAUGUGCACAUACAGUGGGGUCAAAAGUCUACUGCCAAGAACUUUUCAUCAUUUAUUAAACAAAUACAAAUAACUAGUCAAAGAAUAGGUUUCAAAUACUAUGACAUAAGUUUUCAGCUAAAGUUUGUUGGUACUGUUUUCACUGAAAGUCAGAAUUUGGUGUUUCCACCAUUUGCCUUAAUUACAGCUUGCACUCUGUCCAGCUACACAUGUUUUGCAGAGUUUAAGAAGUGAAAUUCCAGCACUGUUUGAAAGCACCACCUGAGUGUUUUAGAUGUUAUAUUUUGUGUUUUUAAAUAUUCCCAUUGAUGGCAUGCAUCUGCAGAACAGAGCAGUAUUUCUGUAGAGACCGCUGACAGUGUUUCACUGUAGUCUUCAUAUUAGAAUUUAAUGCAACCAGCUCUUCACAUCCUAUGCUGCAAGUUGUUGAGUUGCUACCAUGAACCUUAACUCUAAUCUUUUUUUUCUCUCUCUUGUAAACCAGUUUAUUCAGUAUUAUUUAGGGAUGCACUGAUCUGACUUUUACAGUUCAAUACUGAUACCUCAGUUUUACGUACUGAUCCAAUACCAGUAUUUUAUCAAUGAGCUGUUUGCCUAAAUGUGAGGAAGAGUCAGGCUUGACUUCAGCAUUGUUUUCCUAACAUCGUAAAAGUAAAAAAACAAAAAACAUAGUUAUAAAUGGACUGAAUUGUUAUUCCAAUAGUCCAUUCACCGAUCCAGCUAUAUGUGUUAGUAUCCAACAGAUAUCUACAUUAUCAGUAUCAGUGCAUCUCUAGUAUUGUUCAGUCAGACUUGUUUUAUCGUUGUGGUUUCCUACACAAUUUGAGGGUCUUUUAACUCAAGUUUUGUCAGCUCCUUUGUUCCACUGGCCUUGUCUCUCGGAUGCAGAUGCAGUUCAGUCUCGUAAACAUGCCAGCUUUAUGCUCUGGUAAUCAGGUGGUGCCAUCUCUGUCCCAGUUUGAAUGAAUAUUUCAUGUUCUUUUGUUUGUUUUCUUUUUUUUUUCAAAAUCUCUCCAGCCAGCGUUUUGCAGCCCUCACAAAAACAAUAUGGCUGCUUUGCAAAAUUAUUUUGUUCAACACAUUUUCAGGCAUAACCAGUAAUCGUAAUAACUAUUAAUACAGUGUAGUAGGAGCAUACACGUAUUCGUGUUUGAAUGACACUGUGUGCAGAGCAAAACAACAUUUUUAGAAGGUCUUUCCAUCACAUGUAUUUCAAUUACUUUUAAGCAUUUUCCAAAGAAAAAAAAACUUUUAUCAAUUAUAAGUAAUGUAUUCUCUUUUGAAAACCAUCAUCUAAGUAAACAACUUUUUGAUAAAUGAUGAAAACAUGUCCUUGUGGUGGUCUCUUGAACCCCACUGUUGCUGGUCGCCUGUCUGUCUGGCGAGUCCAUGUCAGAUUGUAUGGUUUUAUGUUAAGUCUUGCUCUGUCUUUCCUUGUUGCCCUUUAUGUUUUUUUUAAAUGUUUAUUUAGUUGACAUUUUGUUCUCCUUGACUUGUGUCUUGUAUUUUCUGGGAUGGUGCAGAAAGUCUGACCAACGGAUUUGGCUUUUAACUAGUCGAUGAGCUGGCCGGCUGGCCGGCUUGUCCUGUCACUGUCCCAUGGCAGAAUAUCUCUGUCCCGCUCAUGCCUGUCUGUUUGACUUUGAUGCAAUCAACUUAAACUUGCAAUCACAGACUCUGCUGUGACUCACUCCACCCUCUUGGACCCACCUUCAGUAGUGUCCAUCACCACUGCUCCCUUCACGACCCCUCAAAGUAAACUCAUUAGGUUGAAGGUGAACAAGGUGAAGACCUUUUUCUGACAUCACCUCCUACACCUCUCUCUGCCUCUUAAACCUCAGGGCCUCAACAAGACUUUCACUGAGAGAGAAAAACAGUCAAAUAGAAACUUAACACACAAACUGCUCCUCACCUUCAUUUUAUUUCAGAUUUUUCUGUAUCACUGGUGUUCUUAGAGGGCAGAGAGUGACCUGAAAGUCUCCAAUCCCACCGCCAGCGGAGUGUUGCUGUUGGUCCUGAUUAGGGUCCUUUUAAGUUGUUUCCUUCUUGGUAGAUUAGACUCAAAUGAAAAACAAAAAAAUCUAAAUAUGAAAUGAUGACUUUCUCCUCCAGACGAUGCUCACAUUAUGUUGCGAUAGAUGUGAAAAUGUUACGUUUUUUGCGCCGUGAGUCCAACUUACGCUUACUGCAACUUAGUGAAAAUUGGACAUUGUUAACUGUGCUACAACACAUCCAGAGUAUGUUUAUCGACAGGGACAAAAUCAACAUGCAGCUUAGCUACACAUUAGCAUUUGAAUGAAUAUGACACUGAUUGCCUGUUAUCUGUGUGCGUGUAUGUGUGUGUGUGUAUUAUUGCAUUUACUAUUCAUCUAUUGACAGUGUCUCUGUGGAAUCAAUGCAGACUUCUGUCACUUGAGUGAGUUUGCCCAAAUGACCUUUUGGACUUUGUCCAGUUGAGAAAACAUUCAAUGUGUGUUUGCACUGUGCUGUUUUGGGAGGCCUGAACUUGCUGAGGAUUUGACUGAUAAAAAAAAAAAAACACCCUCUGAGUAUUAAACCCUUGAACACACUGAGCAGCAUUAUGUGACUAAUAUUACUCGUAUGGCAUCCAGCAAACCAUGAGUUCACAGGUUUGAGCUGCAUUUUAUGGUUGUGGGUGUGAAUCUGUUAAACCUGUUCAACACAACAGCACACCGGGCAAACCUUUUGAUUCCAAUGGAUGGAUUUUAUGCCAAGGAAACCAAGUACAACUCGACAACCGUUAUUUUAAGGACUAUGGAGCAAUGGAUGCAUGUAGAGGAUUUUCAAGCUGAAACUCUUAAAGAGAUGCGUUUUGCAUUUUAAUGUGAAGCCAAAGGAGUGAAAUUUUCCCCCCCUAGACCCUGUGCUUUCAAAGCCCAGACAGACUGAAUUCUGUUGAGGAUGUGGAGAGACUAAAGGCAAGAGGAAAUCCACACCUAAACCAGAUCUUUAAAGGAUGUGAUAUCAAGGCACAAUAGGAUGUGGGUAGAUGCCAGAGAUUCUGGACUUUGCUUCAUGUGGUCCCCAUUUUUGCCCAUUUAUUACCAUAUAGAAAGGAAGUUAAGUCAUAGUAAAGAUAAGUACUUAUCUUAUGUGUGCGUGUGUGUGUAUGUGUGUGUGUUUAAAUAUGAAGCUCUCACCAGCAGUCAGUUGGCUUAGCUUGGCAUAGCAUAAAGACUGGAAGAAGGGGGAAGAAGCUGGCUUUGUUUCAUCCUAAAGUGAAUGAAACAGCCUACCAGAACCUCUGAAGCGCACUAAUUAACAUGUUGGACUUGUUUGAAUUACAAUUUGUGACGAUACAGGGGGUUACAUGCCGGACAAUUUCUUGUCCAGGAGUUGUGACUUCAGGUAGUCCCUAGUUUGUGCUAUGCUAAGCUAACCGGCUCCUGGCAGUGACCUCAUAUUUAACAGACACACAUGAGAGCAGUAUCAAUCUUUUCAUCUAACUCUUGCUUUAAAACCAGGUUUUUCCCCACUACAAAUUCAGAAAUCAUCAUUGUUUCUAUCACUUAUUAAAGUUUAGGUCUAGUGUAGCCUGUAUGAUAGCAAUUGACUGAUGAGAUUAGAGCUCUUUAAUCUUAAAAUUCUCCACUUUUUAACUUAAAUGUAUGCCUUGUUUUCAUAGGGGCAGGUGGAAAGAAAAGCUAAGGGGGCCUUUUGAGGAAAUUCUCAAACUCAACCUAAGAAAUGAUUCACUAAAAAGGACCGCAGUUUAAGAUGUUAUUCCAUCCACACUGUUAAGUACCGAAAGAAAACUCUGAAUGAAAUCAUUUAGUUCAUUUAAUCUGUGUGUGAGCAUGUGUGUGCACAAGUGUGUAAUAUUUGAAGUGUGAGCUGACACUGUGAGAUCCAGCUGAGGAUGUUGCACAGUCAAACACUUAAUAGACUUACCUGCGUGUGUCCACAGUGCCACCACAUGUCCACACCUGUCAAUGUCAAUGCUGUCCUUGUUGGUUUCUUCUUUGAUUCUUUUUUUUUUUUCUUCAUCAUUUUGUGUUUGUGAGGAUGCAUAUGUCACUCAUAAAGUUUCUAUUGUAAAAAAAAAAACAACAACAAAAAAAUCCCCAAAAAUAAGAAAAACAACAUUGUUGGUUUUGUUUGCAAUAUAGCUUUGAUAUCUGUUGCUAAGCCCACAUGUCAUGGAAAACAGACAACACAGCAAAGUUGGUUUUUGGAGUACAAUUAGAGGAGUGAUAUGCAAACUGAGGAAUACAGUUAUUGUGGUUACGUUGGAAAAUCAUUCUAAAUAAAACCAGUAUGUCAUUGAAGCCUGCUGAAAGGUUAUUUUGCCUCCCAAAAAUAAUGUCCUUGGUUUCUGUGGAGACCUCACUGUGAGGGGUUUUCAUUGGAACUACUUUUUAUGGAUGAAAUGAACCUUUUAGAACAGUUUGGUAUUGUUUCUGGGAAGUCACAUUGCUAAUACAUUUUUAAAUAUACCUUUACAAAGCAAGAAGCACCACAAACCA